Molecule: messenger RNA, 2004 nt
Organism: Morchella sextelata
Lineage: Eukaryota; Fungi; Ascomycota; Pezizomycetes; Pezizales; Morchellaceae
Exons: 3
Coding region: 1-2004 (667 amino acids)
Source: RefSeq, a predicted model, not a curated record
AUGGUUACAGGAAUUGAGGUUACGGGCAUUGCGCUAGCAAUAUUCCCGCUCGUCAUUGAAGGUCUCAAAUCUUAUUCCAAUGGCGCCAGAACGAUCAAGGAUGUGUUGCGCCCUCAAAUGGCCCUGAAGUCUCUGAUAAGAGAGCUCGGAAUGGAGCAAUGCAAAUUUGAGAACACUCUCACAUCUCUUCUCGAAGGCAUCGUCUCAGAGUCAGACCAGCUGUCUUUAAUGAAUGAUCCGGGGGGUGAGCUCUGGUACACGGAAGACUUGCAAAACACGCUGGAGUCUAGACUUCGUACGACUAAGGCGGUACAAGUCUAUGUAGACUCCAUGAAUGAUCUUCUUUUUGUACUUAAAACCUUGGAGGAUAAGUUUGUGCUUGGAAGUGAAUGUGAAUCCGAUGCCAAAAGGGCUCUAAAAAGAAAGUGGAAGAAUAUUCGACUUGUUCUUUCGAAAGAAGAGUACAAAGAACAAUUGAAUCAAAUUUCCAAAAUUAACUCCGACCUUCAGACCCUUACUGGACAAACCAACUCUACCAACACUGCCAUUGUCCAAACGACUGCAUCUUUAAAGAACUACAAGCGUAUACGUAAUUAUGCGAUGAGCCUUGACAAGGUCCUCAAAGAAAAGCUCCAGCCUUUAAAACCGUUUUGUCAAUGCUCAACCCCUCACAAUGCGAGCCUGCAAUUGGAAAUGAGAAACGCGACAUUUCGACAGAAGGGAUUUGGAAAAAACAUAUCCAUACGAUUCCACGUCGUGAUAUCUUUUGAAAGAGCGGUCGGUGCAGGAAUACCUCCGCUUAGUUCCUGGCGGGAUAUAGGGCUCGAACCUGUAGAUACUAGAGAGGAGGGAAAAUCCUUGGAGGACGAACAGACAGGAAAUACUGAUAGCUUUAGGUUUGGUGGGGCUGGAGAUGUGGAUUUGCACUCACAUUUGAUGCCCUCUCCUCCAGAGGUGGUUGUAAAGGAGAAUACGAGACGUAAAAUAUCCUCCUUUAUAUCGAAUAUAGCUAAGAGCGGAGUAACCGGUUUUCUCCGAGAGGACAAUACGUUGAGCAAAAUAUCCAGCCUUGCUGAACCACACAACCACAACCCUAUGCAACGCACCUCUGUAGAAGAUCCAUGGCCACUCAGGCCAUCUUCGCAGGUACCAAGGCGUGAGAGCAGGCCCACCACGCCCAAAAAUGUUUCCUUCACUGAGUCAUCGACUCCUCAAGUACCUGUGGCGUCCGGAAAACCUACCAACCGAAUUGAACAUAUGUGCUUGAUCAUGCAGCAAGAAGAAAGUGGCCAGUCUUGUCUUGGCGUCCUUGCCGACAAGAGCAGACAGUAUCUUGUCUGGCCGCUUAUACCAUCUUCGUCACCUGAAUCGACGGAGUUCAAAUCUCUUGGUAGCCUUCUCGCUCAACGCCAAAUGCCGAGAGUGAGAGAUAGGUUAAUCCUGGGAGUACAACUUGCUUCAACUGUUUUGCAAUUGCACAAAACCGGAUGGUUGAGCGAGAACUGGAAUAACGAGGACAUAUACUUUCACGGGAGUACCUCUGAAGGGCAAGUACCAGAUUUUAAAAGGCCUUUUGUUCGGCAAUCGCCCGGCUUGAGUUUACCGGAAACACAAGAGACUAAAAGGUCUACCCUUAUACCGCACGACCAGAGCCUCUUUUCCUUGGGCAUUAUUCUCGUGGAACUUUGGUACGCUCGUCCUUUAGAGGAGCUUCGAAAGGAGGAGGAUGAGUCGGAGUCCAGAGACGAUACAAAUUUCAAGACUGCAAAGCGAUUAGCUAGCCAAAUAUCGUCGGAUGCUGAUGCAAAAUAUGGUGAUGCCGUCAGACGGUGUAUUAAAGGCCUGGAUCACAGGUCUGAAAGCUUGGACGUGGAUGAUUUCAAAAGCGAAGUGCACAUGAAAGUGGUCGCCCCAUUGGUAGAGAGUUUGGAGUAUUUUUGCGACAAGGAUAUAAGUCAAAUAUUUCCAGAAAGGAGGAAGUUUUCGGUAUCAAGAUCUGCCUAG